Messenger RNA from Closterium sp. NIES-65, 2064 nucleotides. Lineage: Eukaryota; Viridiplantae; Streptophyta; Zygnematophyceae; Desmidiales; Closteriaceae. The record is from the annotation of a GenBank genome assembly.
AUGUCGGCGCCGCCGUUCGGCAAGAGGGACAGCUCAGCUGCUGAUGUGUCGGCGUUCUUCAAGUACUGGCAGUCGUUCGUGAGCUUGCGCGACUUUUCGUGGAAGGAUCAGUACAAUCGGGCCGAAGCUCCCAAUCGACGGGUGCGGCGGCUUAUGGAGGAAGAAAACGCGAAGCUUCGGCGGAAGGCGAAGCGCGAGUUCAACGAGGCGGUUCGCCAGCUGGCGGCGUUCGUGAAGAAGCGCGACCCGCGCGUGAAGGAGCAGCAGGCGGAGGCGCGGCGCGUGGCGGCGGAGCGCGAGGCGGAGGCGAAGCGGCGGAGGGAGGAGGAGCGGAGAGAGAAGGCGCGGCGCGCGCAGGAGUAUGAAGACCCGGAGUGGGCGCGGGGAGACGGGGAAGGGGAGGAUGAGGAGGAGGACGAGGAUGAGGAGGGGAAUGGAGUGGAGGGGCGUGGAGAGGGGACGGGGAGGCGGAAGGGGCGGAAGGCGGGGAGGGUGGAGGAGGAGGACGACGAUUGGUUUGAGGAGACUAAGAAAGGGGGGCGGAAGGGGAAAGGGAAAGGAAAGGGAGGAGGGGGGGCAGGGGCAGGGACAGAUGGAUCCGUAACCGUGGCAAACGGGCAGGGCGACGGGCUGGGCUCGGAGAGAGGCGGAGGCAAGAAGAAAAAGAAGAAGGGCAGGCAGGGGGACGCACACACGGGGGGAUGCAGCGCGCAAAAGGGGGUGCGGGGGCAUGGGGCUGGGGAAGGGGAGGCGGAACUAGGUGAGGCAGGGAUGAAUGGGGAGGGUGCGGUGGGGAUGGGUGAGGCGGGGUUGGACGAGGCGUACUGCGUGGUGUGCAGCAAGGCGUUCAGGAGCGCGCAGCAGCUGGGGAACCACGAGCGCAGCAAGAAGCACCUGGCGCGCCUUGCGCAGCUCAGGGCGGAACUGCUGGCGGACGAGCUGGCGGGGGAGGAGGGAGAGGAGGUGGAGGAGAUGGAGAUGGCUGAGGGGAAGGUUGGAGAUGGGGAUGGGGAUGGGGAAGCGGUUGGUAGGACAGAGAGUGAAGAGGACGAGAGGGAGGAGGGAGAGGUGGAGGAGGAAGAAGGGGAGGGGGUUGAUGGGUUGAGAGGGGUGGAGAAGGAGGAGGUAGGAAAGGAGGAAGAAGAGGAGGAGAAUGAGGAUGAUGAGGAAGAAGAGAGGGAAGAGGAGGAGGAGGAGGAGGAGGAGGAGGAGGAGGAGGAGGAGGAGGAGGAGGAGGAGGAGGAGGAGGAGGAGGAGGAGGAGGAGGAGGAGGAGGAGGAGGAGGAGGAGGAGGAGGAGGAAGAGGAGGAGGAGGCAGGUGAGAUGGAUGAGGAGGAGGAGAUGGCAAUGCUGGCUGCGAUGCUGGCCCGACAGAAGAUGGCUGAAAAGAAAAAGAGGAACGAGAAGGCGAAGAAGAAAGCAGAGCAGGAGGAGGAAAGUGAAGAGGAAGAGGAGCAAGAGGAGGAGGCAGCGGCAUUGGCAGCAGAGGGUGAGAGCGGGGACACGUCCGCAGCGACUGAUGCAGAGGCAAGAGAGAUGCAGCAGAGUGACGGCGAUGCUCCCAUGCCUGCUGCUGCACCCUCUGCUGCCCCUGCUGCUGCACCCUCUGCUGCCCCUGCUGCUGCAUGUGGCUUGCAUGAGGCGGCGGAUGGGGUGGCAGCAGAGAGAGACGGGCAGGGGGUAGCAGCAGGUGACAAUAGUGAAGGUGACAGCAAGGAGGGUGGUGGGAAGGAGGGGAGGGAGAGUGAGGGAGCAGCGGGGGGAGGCGGGGAGGGGGAGGAUGAGGAGGAGGGGGUUACAAAGGGGAAGGGGAAGAAGGGGAGGCGGAGGGCAGCAAAGGGUGCGGGGGGAAAGGGCGGAGUUUCAGGGGGGAAUGGGGGAGUGGGGGAGGCAAGCGGGCCGAAAGCCACCCUUGGUGGUGGGGAAGGGGGCGGCAGUGGUGGCAUGGUGGACGGCUGGGGAGAGAAAGGGGGGAGGGGUGGGAGGGGCGGCAAGAAGGACAGAAAAAAGGGGAAGAACGCAGAGGUGGGUUGGAGGCAUGAUGUUUCGUGGGGCUGUCUGUAG